AUGGCUGAACAAAACGCUCGUUUGAUGGCUGUGAUGGAACAAUUCAACAAUCAAGAAGCCCCGGUCCGGCCAGCAAGCGGUCCAGAAUUCAUCAUCGAGUCAUUGGCGUCAAACAUCAAGGAGUUUUGCUACGAUCCCGAAAACGGUUUGGUAUUCGAUCGAUGGUUCCAGAAGUACGAGGACAUGUUCCUGAAAGACGGAGAAAAUCUGGAUGACGAAGCAAAAGUUCACCUGCUGUUGAGAAGCCUCAGCAUUAACGUUCACGACAAGUAUGUGAAUUUUAUUCUGUCGAUUCAUCCACUUGAAUUUUCUUUUGCCGACACCGUCACUAAGUUGAAACAGUUGUUUGGUGUUCAAAUAUCACUAUUCAACAAGCGAUUUCAAUGUUUUCAACUUACGAAGCACGGGGAAGAUGAUUACGUUACCUACGCCGGAAUCGUGAAUAAACGCUGCGAAAAUUUUGAGCUGAACAAAAUCACCGCAGAUCAGUUCGAAUCCCUAAUUUUUAUUUGCGGUCUACAGUCUCCGAGGGAAUCUGACAUCCGAACAAGGUUGUUAUCGAAGUUGGAAUCCGAAGGCAAAGGGGAAUGUAAACUGGAAAGCCUGAUCACCGAAUGUCAACGUUUACAUAACCUCAAAUCCGACACGGCUGUGCUGGAGCAGAAGCAACCAACGACAGCUUCAAUCUGCGCAAUCGACCGGAAAAAGCAGUCGUAUCAACCCGCUUCAUCACCGAGGGAACCGUCAAGCGUCCCAAAGAGUCCUUGUUGGCAGUGUGGAGACAUGCACUUUGUACGUGAUUGCUCAUUUUCAAAUCACACGUGCAAAGUCUGCAACGAAACGAGCCACAAGGAGGGCUACUGCAAUUGCUUUUCGGCGAAGCCGAAACAGAAGAACAGAAACAGAAGGAAAAAUUCAAACCAAAAGUCAACGGAGUUUUUGCUAUCAACCGUGGAAGCAGCGCAGCGUCAAGAAAGUUCCUGA
This is a messenger RNA of Uranotaenia lowii, 984 nucleotides long. RefSeq lists its product as uncharacterized. The record is from RefSeq and is a predicted model, not a curated record. The coding region runs from base 1 to 984 and encodes 327 amino acids. The transcript has a single exon. Lineage: Eukaryota; Metazoa; Arthropoda; Insecta; Diptera; Culicidae.